AUGUCGAGCAAUAUCUUGUCAGUGUUCAAUCCACCACCUACAAGAGAGCUAUCGGAAGAAGAAACUCAGGAUUGUGUUCCUUGCCAAGUCAUGAGUACGGUGUUCAGUUUAGGUUUCGGCAGCUAUUUGGCUAGUGGAAAGCCGUUCGAAUACUCUGAAAAAGAGAGAACAAAAGGAAUAUCAGUAGAAAAAUUCCAGAAACUCAAUCCGAAAUGGUGGAGGACUAGUUUACGAGGUAUGGGAGGUUUAUUAGUGGUCUUUGGCAUAGUAAGAGGUACGGAAAAAUGGCUUUGGAAUAAAAGUGAUCGGAACGACCAAUGA
Messenger RNA from Lachancea nothofagi CBS 11611, 321 nucleotides. The record is from the annotation of a GenBank genome assembly. NCBI's taxonomy places the organism in Eukaryota, Fungi, Ascomycota, Saccharomycetes, Saccharomycetales, Saccharomycetaceae.